AUGAAGUACCUAGCCGCUUACUUGCUACUUACCCAAGGUGGUAACGCUACCCCAUCUGCUGCCGACAUCAAGACUGUUGUCGAAUCUGUUGGUAUCGAAGCUGAUGAAUCCAGAAUCAACGAACUACUAUCUUCUCUAGAAGGUAAGGGUUCUUUAGAUGAAGUCAUUGCUGCUGGUGCCGCUAAGUUUGCCUCUGCUCCAGCUGCUGGUUCCGCUGCUGUUGGUGGCUCUGCUGCUGCUGCUGGUGCCGCUGGUGAAGCUGCCGGUGAAGCUGCUGAAGAAGAAGCUAAGGAAGAAUCCGAUGACGACAUGGGUUUCGGUCUAUUCGAUUAA
This is a messenger RNA of Maudiozyma saulgeensis, 333 nucleotides long. NCBI's taxonomy places the organism in Eukaryota, Fungi, Ascomycota, Saccharomycetes, Saccharomycetales, Saccharomycetaceae. The record is from the annotation of a GenBank genome assembly.